ACAUCGCCAUUUUCAGCGUUGAGAGGAGGCGGAGACGCUGAAAUCUCCCGCGGUACAGAACAGAAGUAGGUCAACCAGAAAUAUCGUCGAGACAUACGCACUCAGACUCCCGAAAAAACGAGAUAACUUCAUAAAUCUGCGCUCAUUCGCUUCAAAUGCGUGCGUUCUGCUCUAUUCUGAUGCGUUCAGGCUCCGGUCCGGGUUGACAUUCUCGCGAGUUAUCAGGAUUUUGUUUGUUUUUCGCUGUUUGCGAGCGAUCUGAACGGAGAUAUCAUGAGCAAUACACAAAACAGUUCUCUCAGGCCCCCAAGAAUGAAGAGGAGAUCGAGCAGAGAGCGAGACGACAGCAGCACCUCAUCCUGCGCUGGGCCGACAGUUUCCUGCAAGAGGGUCAAACAGCCCGACGAGGACCCCGGAGACCAGAUGUCCCACUGGACUCGACUGCCCCAGGAGAUCCUGCUUCACAUCUUUCAGUACCUGCCGCUCCUGGACCGUGCCUUCGCCUCGCAGGUCUGUCGCAGCUGGAACCAGGCCUUCCACAUGCCCGAGCUGUGGAGGUGCUUCGAGUUUGAGCUCAAUCAGCCUGCCAGCUCUUACCUGAAGGCCACACAUCCUGACCUGAUCAAGCAGAUAAUAAAGAGGCACUCCAAUCAUUUACAGUACGUCAGCUUCAAGGUGGACAGCAGCACAGAAUCAGCAGAGGCUGCGUGUGAUAUCCUGUCUCAGCUGGUGAACUGCUCUCUGAAGACUCUUGGACUGAUCUCCACUGCUCGACCGAGCUUCAUGGAGCUUCCCAAGUCCCACUUCAUCUCUGCACUAACCGUGGUGUUCGUCAACUCCAAGUCUCUUUCGUCUCUGAAAAUUGAUGACACGCCAGUGGAUGAUCCUUCGCUCAAGGUCCUGGUGGCCAACAACAGUGACACACUCAAGCUGUUGAAGAUGAGCAGCUGCCCUCAUGUUUCUCCUGCAGGUAUUCUGUGUGUUGCUGAUCAGUGUCACGGUUUGAGAGAACUGGCUCUGAACUAUCACUUACUGAGCGACGAUCUCCUCCUGGCGCUUUCGUCAGAGAAACACGUGCACCUCGAGCACCUUCGCAUAGACGUGGUGAGUGAGAACCCCGGUCAGCAGUUCCACACCAUCAAGAAGAGCAGCUGGGACGCCAUGCUGCGCCACUCGCCCAACUUCAGCCUGGUCAUGUACUUCUUCCUGUACGAGGACGAGUUCGGGCCCUUCUUCCGCGACGAGAUCCCCGUCACGCACCUGUACUUCGGCCGCUCGGUCAGCAAGGAGGUCCUGGGCCGCGUGGGCAUGAACUGCCCCCGUCUGGUGGAGCUGGUGGUGUGUGCCAACGGGCUCCGGCCGCUGGACGAGGAGCUGAUUCGCAUCGCUGAGCGCUGCCAGCACCUGUCGGCCAUCGGUCUGGGCGAGUGCGAGGUCUCCUGCGGUGCUUUCGUGGAGUUCGUGAAGAUGUGCGGCCGUCGCCUCUCUCAGCUGUCCAUCAUGGAGGAGGUGCUCAUCCCAGACCACAAAUACAGCCUGGAUGAGAUCCACUGGGAAGUGUCCAAGCACCUGGGUCGGGUUUGGUUUCCAGAUAUGAUGCCCACCUGGUGAAAUGCAUUCAAAAGUGCAUUGAAAAGUACUCCUAAGCCUUUGAUAAUAUGGGCUUUUUAUGUGGUCUUCAGUUAAUUCCCAAGGUUUGUACAUAGAUUUGAUUUGAUAUGUAAAUUCCCUUUCACAUUAUUAAAGGGAUAGUUCACUUUGAAAUUAAUUUUUGAUAUGUUUUAGCUUACCUCAAGGGCAUCCAAGAAGUAGGUGUCUUUGUUUUGACAGCAUUUUCAAUUUUUAAAAUUUUUUGGUCAAAGCGUUGUUGUCGGUCAGUCCUAUAAUGCAGUUUUAGGGGGUCCACCUCAAAGAGCAUGCACAGAGAAGUCAAAAUUAAACAUGAUUUAAUGACUCGUGAAUUUAACCCUUGUAUGGUGUUCGGGUCUGUUGGACCCGUUUUCAUUUUUUAUCAAAAGAAAAAUGAUACGAUUAAUUAUUUUUUCAAACUCAGACUCAUUGGCCUUGGCUCAUUUUAUGUGAAUAAUAUAUAUAUCAGAACACAUUUUCAAUUAAAACACACUGUACACCCCCCCCUUCACAUUUACAUUACACACAAGAUGUUUGGGUCCCGAGGUUAAUAAAAGUGUGGAAAUGUAGGUCCUGUGUACCUUUACUCUGUCCUCCUACUGUCAUUGUGUGUGUGUGUGAGUGGGAAUUUUGUUUCUGCACCUGACAUUCCCACAAAAGGUCACAACAUUGCUGCAAAAUUCAUGCACGCCCACCGCCUGCUCUACCAGUCCCGCACAUUUUACCCUCUGCCAUUAAUUCUUGAAUGUUAUCUAACAAAAAGGUAAAGAGAAAAUAUUAACCAUAUAUGCUGUUUGUAUUGCUUGUAAUUGGGAUGAAGGAAACAUCUGUUGAGUAUUUCAAACACCUGUUGAGUAUGAAAUUGUUUGAUUCUUGUGUUGAAUUAAAAACCCCAAAAUGCAGCGGGUCCGCCAGACCCACGAACAC
Pimephales promelas (fathead minnow) is the source of this 2556-nucleotide messenger RNA. RefSeq names its product F-box and leucine rich repeat protein 3a (gene fbxl3a). Gene Ontology annotation, cellular component: mitochondrion. Gene Ontology annotation, molecular function: protein binding. Lineage: Eukaryota; Metazoa; Chordata; Actinopteri; Cypriniformes; Leuciscidae. The record is from RefSeq and is a predicted model, not a curated record.